Molecule: messenger RNA, 4621 nt
Organism: Culex pipiens pallens (northern house mosquito)
Lineage: Eukaryota; Metazoa; Arthropoda; Insecta; Diptera; Culicidae
Exons: 4
Coding region: 2713-4545 (610 amino acids)
Source: RefSeq, a predicted model, not a curated record
AUGACAUUUUCCGGAAUUCCAUUUCCCGGAAAGGACGUUUUCCGGAAUGGACAUUAUCCGGAAUGGACGUUUUCCGGAAUGGACGUUAUCCGGAAUGGACAGUAUCCGGAAUGGACGUUAUCCGGAAUGAAAUUUCCCGGAAUGGACGUUUCCCGGAAUGGACAUUUCCCGGAAUUAUUUUUAUAUUACCUGAUAUGAGAAUGAAUGGAAUCUUGCCUACUCACCUACUUGUGGUUAAGAAUUAUUUAGUUUGUACUCCGUUGGUUUUGACAACAAUAUUAAUAUAAAUACAUGAAUGAUAAAAAGAAAGUGAAAUGUUCGGACAUGAACAAUAGAAGCAAGUGUUGACUAUUGAAACAAUACUUUAUCAACCACCACGAGAUGUAACAAUGUAGAUCGAUAGAUAUUAGAUGUUUUUUACAUUCUUUCAAUGUGUUGUUAUGUAAGAAUUUUUCCUUCUUUUGUUAAUCAUUUGACUUAUGUGACUAAAUUCUACCAUAUUUAACUAUAAAGCAGAAUGAUUAUUUUCAAAGAAGGGAAAACCUGAAGAAAAUAAAAAGCUUUUCAGAAAAUCAAUGUGUAAUAAGUUCUGUCAAGAAAAUAAAUAGCUUGAGUGUAUUUUUAAAGAAUGAAAAACCUCAAGGAAAAAUACAUUAUACAUUGAUUUUCUGAAAAGCAUUUUUUUAACUUGAGAUUUUCCCUUCUUUAAAAAUACACUUUCUUUCAUCAAAGUAAUGGGAUUUUAUGUAAGAAUUUUCCCUUCUUUUGUUAAUUCUACUAAAUUUCAACUAGUUUUUGUUAAGGAACUCUGCACUAUAAAGAAGAAUGUGUUUUUUUUAAAGAAGGGAAAUCUUCUAGAAAAAAAAAGCUUUCAGAAAAUCAAUGCAUAAUGUAUAUUUUCUUGAGGUUUUCCCUUCUUUAAAAAUACACGAUCUUUAAUCGAUGUGAUGGAAUUUCGUUUAAGGGAUUUCCCUUCUUGUGUUAAUCUGUUGACUUUUGUGACUAAAUUCUACCAUUUUUUUAUAAAGCAGAAUGUUUAUUUUCAAAGAAGGGAAAACCUCUAGUAAAUGAACAGCUUUUCAGAAAAUCUAUUUAUAAUGUGUACUUCCUUGAGGUUUUUCAUUCUUUAAAAAUACACUCAAGCUAUAAAUUUUCUUGGGGUUUUCCCUUCUUUGAAAAUAAUCACCCUGCUUUAUAGUAAAAUUUGGUAGAAUUUAGUCACAAUAGUGACCUGAUUAACACAAGAAGGGAAAUCUCUUACACGAAAUUCCAUCACAUCGAUUAAAGAUCGUGUAUUUUUAAAGAAGGGAAAACCUCAAGAAAAUAUACAUUAUACAUUGAUUUUCUGAAAAGCUUUUCAUGUCUGCCUGUGUGGAUCAAUCGGACCGCACACUGUACUCACAAUCGAGAGGUCGCCGGUUCGAAUCCCGAGGCAGACGCAAAAUGUUGAAAAAUAGGUUUUGGGCACCUAUGCUUAUGAUUUUCUGAAAAGCUUUUCAUUUUGCUAGAGGUUUCUCUUCUUUGAAAAUAAACAUUCUGCUUUAUAAUAAAAUUUGGUAGAAUUUAGUCACAAAAGUCAACCGAUUAACACAAGAAGGGAAAUUCCUUACACGAAAUUCCAUCACAUCGAUUAAAGAUCGUGUAUUUUUAAAGAAGGGAAAACCUCAAGAAAAUAUACAUUAUGCAUUGAUUUUCUGAAAGUUUUUUUUUUUUAGAGGAUUUCCCUUCUUUAAAAAAAACACACACAUUCUUCUUUAUAGUGCAAUGUUCCUUAACAAAAACUAGUUGAAAUUUAGUAGAAUUAACAAAAGAAGGGAUAAUUCUUACAUUUUUUUUUGUGGGACUUAAGACUACUUCGACCAUAUAGUUGAUCUAUUGUAGUGUACCCCUAAUUACUGUCGCAUAUAUUCUUACAUAAAAUCCCAUUACUUUGAUGAAAAAACGUGUAUUUUUAAAGAAGGGAAAAUCUCAAGAUAAAAAAAAGCUUUUCAGAAAAUCAAUGUAUAAUGUAUUUUUCCUUGAGGUUUUUCAUUCUUUAAAAAUACACUCAAGCUAUAAAUUUUUUUGACAGAACUUAUUACACAUUGAUUUUCUGAAAAGCUUUUUAUUUUCUUCAGGUUUUCCCUUCUUUGAAAAUAAUCAUUCUGCUUUAUAGUUAAAUAUGGUAGAAUUUAGUCACAUAAGUCAAAUGAUUAACAAAAGAAGGAAAAAUUCUUACAUAACAACACAUUGAAAGAAUGUAAAAAACAUCUAAUAUCUAUCGAUCUACAUUGUUACAUCUCGUGGUGGUUGAUAAAGUAUUGUUUCAAUAGUCAACACUUGCUUCUAUUGUUCAUGUCCGAACAUUUCACUUUCUUUUUAUCAUUCAUGUAUUUAUAUUAAUAUUGUUGUCAAAACCAACGGAGUACAAACUAAAUAAUUCUUAACCACAAGUAAGUGAGUAGGCAAGAUUCCAUUCAUUCUCAUAUCAGGUAAUAUAAAAAAAAUCCGGGAAAUGUCCAUUCCGGGAAACGUCCAUUCCGGGAAAUUUCAUUCCGGAUAACGUCCAUUCCGGAUAAUGUCCAUUCCGAAUAACGUCCAUUCCGGAAAACGUCCAUUCCGGAUAAUGUCCAUUCCGGAAAACGACCAUUCCGGGAAAUGGAAUUCCGGAAAUUGUCAUAGAAUCGGGAAUUUUAAAUACCGCAAUAUUACAUCCAAUACAAAAUUAUUAAAAUGUUUGUAAUUAUCAGUCGCAUUCAAAAAGGAAAAUUACAAUUCUUUGAUUUUUUCAUCAAAACAUAUUACAAACAAGCACCGCGCGAAGAAACGUCAAACGCAAUCUUUCCGUUUCUGUUACUUUUCAGCUGCGUACCGCUUAAGAAAAAUCUUUUCGUGACCCUCUCCUUGACCGUUUCUUGGGCGUUUUUUUGUAUGGAGUUUUGCGUUCCUUCCCAUCUGCGUAUCAGCCUUAAAGAAUUUGUAACUGUUAAUUCGGUUUACUUGAAACCGUCCGCAAUACCAAGCAAGCGGAUCAAACGAAUCGCUCAGAACCCACGAAAACUUAAUCGUUCUACGGCAACAGAAGUGCAAGCGUCUGGAUCAGCUCAAGCAGAGUCAAAGCCGAAGAGUAACUGCAUGUGCAGUGUCUUCAACUGCACGUCACGAUCUGGUAACGGAAUCUUUUUGCACAGUUUCCCACCUAAAUCCGACGAUCGUUACGUAAUUUGGAUGCACAAUUUGAGACAAGGAAAAAGGCCUUCAUCCAAUUACAAAGUGUGCAACAAGCACUUUACUCCUUCGGAUUACACGAAAGGAGGCAAGCGUCUUCUCAACUCGGCAAUCCCGUCAGUCAACUUGCCUAAUGGCACCAACAGCGAGCAUAGUGACAACCCGUAUGAAAAGCCACGGAAAUCUUACCGUGUACCGAAGCCCAUCUGCAAUUCACCCCCCGUUGAUUCAUCCCUGCCUGUUGAUCAGUCACAAACACACAACGAUACAUCUGAUCGGUUUGAGCAAGAUCAGUUACCGAUCAACGAUACAUCCGACCAGUUCGAGCAAGAUCUACCAGCUCAGGGAGGUCAAAAUGAACAAGAAUCAAACCACGUUAGUGCCUCCGGAAGUGCGACUGUUUCCGUUGCAUUGUGCGAGGUGGAGCCAAAGGCAAAACCACGUGUUGCGAAUUAUUUUUCGGACCUUCUCAUUAAUGAUCAUGCAGUGAACGUUUGGACCGGCGUGGAGACGCUUGAACUUCUCGAGCAAAUUUGUAUAAAUACGAAACUUCUCGAAGACGCUGUAUACUCGAGCAAUCAUUCCAUGCACUGUGCUGAUCGUGUGAUCUUAGUUUUAUGCAAACUAAAACAAAAUUUGUCGUUUUCUGCGCUGGCAGUACUUUUUAGAGUGCACGUAUCGACCGUUUCUCGGUAUUUUGCCUUUACCUCUCACGUGCUUGCAGAGCUUAUGUCAAAAUUCAUACAAUUUACUCCAAAAGAGGAGAUCUUGCAAAAUAUCCCGUUAUGCUUCCGUGGUCGUUUUUCGAAUGUGACGUUAGUUCUAGAUUGCACUGAGGUACCGUUAUGCACAAUGAACUGUUUGAAUUGCAGAAUAUCUACUUAUUCGCAGUACAAGUCUAGGCACACUGCUAAAUUUUUAGUUGGUGUAACCCCAGCUGGUCUUAUCUCGUUUUGUGGAAGAGCAUACAGUGGAAAGUCGUCGGAUAAGUUUAUAUUUAACGAAGAAAACGUUAUCAAUCUCCUCACCCCUCACAUAGAUGAGAUUAUGUGUGAUAAAGGCUUUAGCAUAGAUAAUGAGCUGUCAGUUAGAGGUAUCACAUUGCACAUUCCACCGUUUUUGCGAGCUCCCAAACUCACCCCGUCGGAAGCGGAAAUAAAUGAAGGAAUUGCUGAGGCGCGCAUCCACGUGGAACGCAUAAUGGCUCGACUCAAAAAUUUUACCAUAUUGUGCGAUACUAUCGAGCACUGCAUUGUUGGAAACCUGGAUGAUGUCAUGACUAUUGUUUGCGCACUAGUUAAUUUGAGCAAGCCAAUUCUAAAGGAUGAUAAAUUUUAACUGCAGACUGCUAUACUAGAAAAAGGUUCAUAAUCUGUUAUAUUAUGCAUAAGAUGACUGUUGUUAAAUAAAAGUG